CGAUUUGGAAUUUGAGCUAUGCUGGAUUAAUUGUUGGGUAGGAUGUAGGUUUGGUCAUUGGACGAGAAGAGGACUCAGAAAUGGCAGCAAAGUACAUCGUCACUUCGAGGGACAAGUCGAACGAUGUGGUGGUGGACUUGGAUCCUAGAGCAGCUGAUAUCACAGUGGAUUACUUGAGACGACAUGGUGUGCUGGUGGUCUUUCAAGGGCCACGUGCAGACGCUGCAUUUGCUGCAAAAGAACACUGGCUACGAACUAUGGAAAAUGGAUGGGACUCGGAUAUGGUGGGAGGACAGCAUGGUAGAGUGAAACCUAAGGGAGCGAAUAUGAUAUCAUAUCUGGCAGUCAAUCAUGUUUUGAGGGAUUGGUUGGUGAAUACAUUGAAAAAAGAGGAUAAUGCGCCGGUGGAUGAGAAACCAUGCAAGGUGCUGUAUCGACCAUGGUCCACACAAGUGGAGCAGGAGCAAGCCAGACAAGAUUUGCAAGCUCAACGCUUUUGGAUAAGAGCAGUGAGAGUUCCAUAUUUGGUUAUGCCUUUUCUUAAGGCCGCUGUGAUACAGGAAUUCGGAGAGGUCAUAAAAGAUUAUCCGCCAGAGAGGAACAAGGUAGCUCCCAGAUUGAUGAACCGCAGAUGGUUUGGUCAUGUCACUGGUGAUAAGCAGUGCCCGAAUAGACAGGGAAGGGUUGAAGCUCUGUUAGUCCCUACCAAGGGCUCGCCUGUUGCUAGACCUUCGUCAGCAAUGGUUGGCGGAGUGGGACCGCCCUCAGCUCCGGCUGGGUCUGGGGGAGGUUCUUCAUCAGCACCGGUUGGCGGCGCAGGACCACCCCCGGCCCCGGUUGGGUCUGGGGGAGGUCUUGCCCGGGUCCCGACUGGGGUUGAGAAGGAUCCCACCACGACAGCAGUCGGAGGCCAUCUGCCCGUCCCUGCCGGGACUGGAAGCGUUUCUCUCCCACUGGGAGGUGCCACACUGGCCACUGCGGGGGCUGGGAGUGUCCCUUCUCCGGUGGGAGCAGCGGUACCUACCUUUGUGGGAGUCGGGGAUGGAUCGCCUUCGGUACUGGGAGGAACGGGGGAUGGGCUGCAACCUGAUCAUCCUACCCAGGAGAGGAUGGAAACUGAGAAAAGUGUCAUGAUUAUGGGCGAUGCUGCAGCAAGAUUGAUCGUCGCAGAUGAUGGUGGUAAUGUUAUGCUUACAGAAGAACACCCUGAUAUGACACAACCGGGUACAGGAGCUCAGGGAGUGCAACAGGCCAACCCGGGUGAAGAGGAGAUGAUGCUCCAACAGAAAAGCUCCCUUCAAGUUCCUCGCCGCAAAAUACUGGUUGGAGGACCGAAGAAAAUGCCUUAUAAACCGUAUGACAAGCCGGGAAAAGGGGAUCAGACAGAUAACAACAAAGAGAGAGUGGAGUGGGCAGACAUACUGGAUGAUGAAGAUGAAACAGAACAACCUGGGCUCACAGAACACGUUUUGCAACAAGGUGGAUGCGAACAUCCCGUGGCACAAGAGUAUUUUUUCUAAUAAUUUUCUUAUGCUCAAGUGUAAGGACUGGACCGACUGAGACUAAUGGACAAAUUACGAAUUAUUUCUUGGAAUGUUCGUGGCCUCGGGUCUCAUCGGGUAGCAGUUAAAAGAUCCCUCAUCAAGACAUUGGCAAGGAACAAAGGGGCGCAGGUUGU
Chara braunii is the source of this 1678-nucleotide messenger RNA. Lineage: Eukaryota; Viridiplantae; Streptophyta; Charophyceae; Charales; Characeae. The record is from the annotation of a GenBank genome assembly.